AUGGUUGGAGAAGGAGGCGCACACAAGCCUACUACAAAUGACGCGCUUAAAUACCUUAGAGCCGUGAAGGCUAAAUUUCAAGGUCAACGUGAAAAAUAUGACGAGUUUCUUCAGAUCAUGAUAGAUUAUAAAACUCAGAGAAUUGAUAUAUCUGGUGUUAUAAUAAGGAUGAAAGAACUCUUGAAAGAACAACAAGGAUUACUUUUGGGUUUCAAUGCCUUCUUACCAAAUGGUUAUAUGAUCACACAUCAUGAACAACCUUCACAGAAGAAACCUGUCGAGUUAGGGGAAGCAAUUAGUUUUAUUAACAAGAUUAAGACAAGGUUUCAGGGCGAUGAUCGUGUAUACAAAUCAGUUUUAGACAUUUUAAACAUGUACAGAAAGGAUAGGAAGCCCAUCACCGCGGUCUACCGGGAGGUUGCCAUCCUAUUUCUAGAUCAUAACAAUUUGCUUGUGGAGUUUACUCACUUUCUGCCUGCUACUCCAGAUAAGGGUUAUCGGAAUUAUUCUACGAACAAGGUGACAAAGUUUUCGGUCUACCGGAAAGAUAGUAAUGCCGAUAAAAAAAAAAUGAAUUUAAAAGGCGAAUAA
Messenger RNA from Arabidopsis thaliana (thale cress), 591 nucleotides. Its product is annotated as Paired amphipathic helix (PAH2) superfamily protein. The record is from RefSeq and is marked reviewed. Gene Ontology annotation, biological process: negative regulation of DNA-templated transcription; regulation of DNA-templated transcription. The coding region runs from base 1 to 591 and encodes 196 amino acids. Gene Ontology annotation, cellular component: nucleus; Sin3-type complex. Gene Ontology annotation, molecular function: transcription corepressor activity. Lineage: Eukaryota; Viridiplantae; Streptophyta; Magnoliopsida; Brassicales; Brassicaceae. The transcript has 5 exons.